Molecule: messenger RNA, 560 nt
Organism: Camelina sativa (false flax)
Lineage: Eukaryota; Viridiplantae; Streptophyta; Magnoliopsida; Brassicales; Brassicaceae
Source: RefSeq, a predicted model, not a curated record
AUGUCGUCUCCGAUGAGCCGAUGUCGUCUCCGAUUCUCAAGUCUAUGAAUGCCAUCUUCCACAUAAGCUUCAGAUUCAACUGUCGCGACUACACAUCCGUAGUAAGGAGAACUAUAGAUGGGAUACCAGGACAUAUGCACCUCGAAGUCGAAGUCAAACCCGCUAAGAAACAGGGAGAUUGAUUGCUUCUCUCCUUCAAGAGAUGAUCAAAGUAGUUGGUGGUCAAGCCGGUGCGCUCUGUUACAAUCACUCACUCUUGGCAAAUCUUGAGAUGAAGGAUUUUUUAGCUUCUGAUGAGAGUGAAUCUGAUGACGACGAAGACGACAGCAAUCAAGGUAUUAACCGGAAGAAAGUGGAGAAGAGGAAAGAUAAGUACCGAGCUUUAAUUGAAUCUGAAGAUGUUGACUCUCAUAAAGACGUGGAAGAGGAGAAUGACCAGGAUAUGGAGGUAACAUUCAAUACAAGGUUAGAAGAUCUUAGUAAAGAGAUUCUUAAAAAGAAAGACAAGAAUCUCUAAGUAAAGCAAGGGUGAAGGAUCCGGUGGUGGUGAAGUCGUCGCA